AUGGCUAUCGACUCCAUUCCAGCUUACGUGGAACGCUGUCGCUUCUUCGUCGCCUUGUGCCCACCCAUUCGCCACAAGACCACCGAUACGGUGCUGAACAAGCAGACAUGGUCGAAGAGAGGUUGGUGUCGGUUGGAGAGGGCUGCGCGAGAGCUCAGUGGCCUCACCGACACGAAGAACAUCGAGAUUCAGGGCGCCCGUCAGUUGGCAGUUGCGCCGAUCUUCGACUGGGUCUGGGCACCCGUAGGAGAGGGCCACUUUUCCGUCGCGCAAGACAAAGAGAAGAUCGCCUCGGUGGUGAGGAGCAUGGUUUUCCGGAAGCUGCACAUCAACCUCUUGCAGGGGAACUGGCACAGCUACCGCCUGAUGCUGAACUUGCAGCGGAUCCAGUACCGAAGCUUGGCCAUCGUCCCGAUAGAGGAUGUGAUUCCAGGCUUCAAGUCGGACGCCUCGGACCCUGCAGCCUACGCAACUGCGAAGUUCAUGUUCCAGAAUGGCUUUCAGUCGCUCGAUGAGCGCACACCAGAAGGGUGGAGCCCUAUUUGCUUUGCGGCGGUGGAGGGCAAUGCCAUGGUCCUGUCCACUCUGAUUGAGAUGCGGGCUGACCCCAAUGAUCUGGUGCAGCAGAGUGAGCCUGUGUUACUCUUGGCUCCCCAGACGCCCCUGCUGCACAUUUGCGCAGCUCUCUCUCACAACGAGGCCCUGCAAGUGCUCCUUACAGCACGUGCCGACCUUGGGAGCACCGACGGCUUCGGAUCAACGGCUCUACUCUGGGCGGCGGCGGUGAACAACGUGGAGGGGAUUGAGAUCUUGAGCCAAGCCGGCUGCGAUUUCAAGUCGCCGAACAUGGUGGGCUACUCACCAUUCGUGGCCGCCAGCGUCAUCGGGUGUAUCGAAGCCAUGACGAAGCUUCUUCCACAUGCAUCGCCGCAAGAGCUGAACCUGGCGCUGCACAAGACGAUCCUCCACGGCUCUGGCUCCGCUGAGGUGAUGCUCAUCCUGGUAAACGCCGGAGCAGACGUGAACUGCCAGCUGCACACGCCCUUGAUCAGCCCCUUCGGCAUCUUGUUCUCCAUGCUCAGCAUCCGCAACCACUGGAGGCAGUCUACGCUGAGUUACUAUGCUUACCACCACUACGGGGCAACCCCGCUCAUGUGCAGCGUCAUCACCGGGUCUUUCGAGGCGACUGCAGUUCUCCUGUCGGCAGGAGCAUGUACGGAGUUUCGGAAUGCACGCGGAUGUACCGUGCUCGACUUGGCUAGGGAAUCAUGCGCCCCAGAGCAGAUUUUGUCUGCGAUCGCAUCUGAUGGACAAGACCGAGAACGUCUAUUGAACUGCCUCCCUUUUCAACUGGGAGUGAUCUCCGAAGCAUUUUAG
Molecule: messenger RNA, 1377 nt
Organism: Symbiodinium sp. CCMP2592
Lineage: Eukaryota; Dinophyceae; Suessiales; Symbiodiniaceae
Source: the annotation of a GenBank genome assembly